This is a messenger RNA of Echinops telfairi (small Madagascar hedgehog), 8895 nucleotides long. RefSeq names its product proline rich coiled-coil 2C (gene PRRC2C). The transcript is spliced from 35 exons. Gene Ontology annotation, biological process: cell differentiation. The coding region runs from base 237 to 8864 and encodes 2875 amino acids. NCBI's taxonomy places the organism in Eukaryota, Metazoa, Chordata, Mammalia, Afrosoricida, Tenrecidae. The record is from RefSeq and is a predicted model, not a curated record.
CUACCUCUCUGGAAGCAGGGAAAGUGCUUUGGCAGUUUGUCCAUCCGCAGCUUCGACUUUUCUGGCCGGCGGCCCUUCCGGCCCCCCCUCCCCAGGCCUGGUGUCCCCUACCCUUCCCCUUGCUUGGAGUCCUGCGGAGAUUGGCCAAUUGCGCAGACACUCGGCUGGACACACCGUGGCGGACUGGUUUUAAGGGGCGUGGCAGGAGGUUUUGGACUCGAUGAGUUUCCACCGAAAUGUCGGAGAAGUCAGGCCAGAGCACGAAAGCAAAAGAUGGGAAAAAGUAUGCAACACUCAGUUUAUUUAAUACGUACAAGGGCAAAUCUUUAGAAACUCAGAAAACCACAGUUGCAGCUCGACAUGGAUUACAGAGUCUUGGAAAAGUUGGUAUUUCACGGCGUAUGCCCCCACCUGCUAAUCUCCCAAGCCUCAAAGCAGAAAAUAAAGGCAAUGAUCCUAAUGUGAAUAUUGUACCUAAAGAUGGCACAGGAUGGGCAUCAAAACAGGACCAGCAUGAAGAAGAAAAAACACCAGAAGUGCCACCAGCCCAGCCAAAACCUGGGGUUGCAGCUCCCCCAGAAGUAGCACCUGCUCCUAAAUCAUGGGCCAGUAACAAGCAAGGUGGGCAAGGAGAUGGAAUCCAGGUGAAUAGUCAUUUUCAGCAAGAAUUUCCCAGCCUGCAAGCAGCUGGGGAUCAAGAAAAAAAAGAAAAAGAAGCAAAUGAUGACAACUAUGGGCCUGGACCUAGUUUACGCCCACCAAACGUUGCUUGUUGGAGAGAUGGUGGUAAGCCUGCUGGUUCUCCAUCUGAGCAAGAUGAAAAGACCCCUGGCCAGGAUGACAGCACACCCGGGACAUCAGAACAAAAUGAUAUCCUCAAAGUGGUGGAGAAGAGGAUAGCUUGUGGUCCUCCACAGGCCAAACUUAAUGGACAGCAGCCUGCCCUUGCCUCCCAAUAUCGAGCCAUGAUGCCUUCUUACAUGUUUCAACAGUAUCCAAGACUGGCAUAUCCUCCUACUGCACAUGGUCCCAUGAGGUUCCCGCCUUCUUUAUCUGAUACAAACAAAGGCCUUCGAGGAAGAGGUCCACCUCCUUUAUGGGCUUCUGAACCUGAACGCCCCUCCAUCCUUAGUGCAUCCGAACUCAAGGAGCUUGAUAAAUUUGAUAACCUAGAUGCUGAAGCUGAUGAAGGUUGGGCAGGUGCUCAGAUGGAAGUUGAUUAUACAGAACAGUUGAAUUUCAGUGAUGAUGAUGAGCAAGGAAGUAGUAGUCCUAAAGAGAACAGCAGUGAGGAUCAAGGUUCAAAAUCCUCUGAAAAUACUGAAAACCACAAGGAAGCAGAUGACACUAACAGCACUAAAUCAUCCUCUCAAAUACCUGCCCAGCCAUUAGUAGCCAAAGGUCCUUAUGGGAAAGGACCUCCGUUUAAUCAGGAUCAUGGACCAUCUUCACAACUGCCACCUCCCCCAAAGUUGCUCACACAGCAGCAUCCCCCUCCUCCAGAUCGACAGGCUGGACCCGCACGUGGAGGCCCUUUCCCCGCCAAGCAGCAAGUCCCUGAUGAAGAUGAGAUUUGGAAGCAGAGACGAAGACAACAGUCAGAAGUUUCUGCAGCAGUGGAGCGUGCUCGUAAACGACGUGAAGAAGAGGAACGGAGAAUGGAAGAACAAAGGAAGGCAGCUUGUGCAGAGAAACUGAAACGAUUAAAUGAGAAGUUUGGCAUUGUCGAAAAACAGCCUUCUCCUGAGGAAAUUAGGGAAAAGGAGCGGGAAAAACAACGGGAGCGUGAGAAAGAACUUGAAAAAGAACAAGAGCGGGAGAGAGAGAAAGAAAAGGAAAGAGAGAGGGAGAGGCAACAGGAGAGGGAGAAAGAACUGGAGAAGGAGCAGGAAAAACAAAGAGAAGUGGAGAAAGAAAAACAGCAAGAAAAAGAGAAAGAACUAAAGGAGCAACAAAAGGUAAAGGAAGAAGAACCGCAAAAGACAAGUGAGCAGGAGACGAGAUGUGAACCAGAGCAGACGGAGAAGGAAGACGUAGAAGACAAGGUGGAACCUAAAGAACUUGCUUCAGAGCCUGUGGUAGAAACCCAGGAAAACGAAGACAACAGUACCAAAGAGGAUGAGCCAGUUUUCAUUACACAAGACAGCAAUCGCAGUGAAAAAGAAACCACACAAGUGGCACACGAAACAGAACCAGAGCCCGGGUCCCACCCUCGGCCUGCCAUGUUAUCUGGCUAUUUCAAGCCGUUUCAGAAGUCUCUACCCCCGCGAUUCCAGCGGCAGCAGGAGCAGAUGAAGCAGCAGCAAUGGCAGCAGCAGCAGCAGCAGCAACAACAGCAACAGCAAGGAGUUCUUCCCCAAACUGUGUCUUCUCAACCAUCCAGCAGUGCUGUUCCUCCUGCACCACACAGACCUCUGUACCAGCCCAUGCAACCUCACCCUCAGCAUUUGGCUUCUAUGGGUUUUGAUCCAAGGUGGCUCAUGAUGCAGUCAUACAUGGACCCUCGCAUGAUGUCAGGAAGACCUGCUAUGGAUAUUGCACCCAUUCAUCCUGGAAUGAUUCCUCCACCUAAGCCAUUGAUAAGAAGAGAUCAGAUGGAAGGUUCUUCAAACAAUUCGGAGUCAUUUGAGCAUAUAGCUCGAUCUACAAGAGACCAUGCUAUUUCCAUCGCUGAACCUCGUAUGAUGUGGGGGUCAGAUCCCUAUUCCCAUGCUGAACCUCACCAGGCAACUACGCCCAAGGUAACGGAAGAGCCUGAGGAUAUAAGACCUGAGGCCCCUGUUGAAGAACAGAUGACUCCUGUUUACCCUAUAGAACAUAGUCCAUUGGAGUCUCAUCCCAAAGCAGACUUUCUCAGAGAAUCAAAUGAAACAGAAGUUCAGAAGUUUUUAAGCAAAUCUGUGGAAGACAUUAGACCUCACCACACUGACCCAAACAACCUGUCUUCUUGUGCUGAAGUAGCUGAUCAGAAGGUAAUAUCCACUGCUCAAGAAGAGCGGACAUCAGCUGCAGAAAGCCAGCCUGUUCGGAAAAGAAGUGUUUCUCAUGGGUCUAACCAUACUCAGAAACCAGAAGAGCAGAGAAAUGAGCCAUUUGUAAGCAUUCCUAAAAUCAACAGCAGAUGCAUUGAUUCAAAAGAAUCUACAGAACGAACAGAAGAAAAACCAAAAAAAGAUGGCUUCAUGCGAUCUUCUGAAGGACCAAAACCUGAAAAAUUAUAUAAAUCCAAAUCUGAAACUCGCUGGGGCCCAAGACCAGGCUCUAACCGGCGGGAUGAAGGUAAUGACAGGCCUGUGAGAAGAUCAGGCCCCAUUAAAAAACCCAUACUUAGAGAUAUGAAAGAGGAGCGGGAGCAAAGGAAGGAGAAAGAAGGAGAAAAGGGUACAGAAAAAGUUGUUAGACCCGAAAAGCCUGAAAAGAAGGACCCUCUUCCUCUACCCGCACCAGCUCCUGCACCUGUCCAGUCACAGUCAGUUCCACCGCCCCCUCAACCCGAACCCGAGAAACCUCCUUCAACAGAGCCUUCAACUUUGCCUCAAAAACCACCUCCAGAUACAGAGAAGCCCGCGGAGACUCUAAAUAGUGUUCAAGUAGAGCCCACAGUUAAAACGGUCAACCAACCAACUGUCUCAGUGCCAACAGUCAAAGAAGAGAAACCGCCCGAGAAAGUCAUCACUAAAGACCUUGUUAUAGAAAGACCUCGACCAGAUACAAGGCCAGCAGUUAGAAAAGAGUCAACUCUACAAGCCCCCAGAACCUACUGGAAAGAAGCUAGAGAUAGAGAUUGGUUUCCAGACCAGGGAUACCGAGGUCGAGGCCGAGGUGAAUAUUACUCCAGAGGCCGAAGCUAUAGAGGCUCUUACGGGGGCCGUGGCCGAGGUGGUAGAGGGCACACUCGAGAUUAUCCUCAAUAUAGAGACACUAAGCCAAGACCAGAGCAUGUGCCCUCAGGACCUCUGAGGCAGAGAGAAGAAAGUGAAACACGGAGUGAGAGCUCUGAUUUUGAAGUCGUUCCUAAAAGAAGAAGACAGCGAGGUUCAGAGACUGACACGGACAGUGAAGUUCAUGAAAGUGCAAGUGAUAGAGACAGUUUCAGCAAAGGUAAACUCGCCAAAAGAGAGGAACGAUCUGAAAGCAAAAGACCUAUAAAACCUCACUCUUCUUUCAAAACUGAAAAUCAUGUCCGAAUAGAUAAUCGACCACUUGAAAAGCCUUAUUUGAGGGAUGAUGAUAAAUCUAAACCAGGCUUCCUUCCUAAAGGAGAGCCAACAAGGAGAGGUAGAGGAGGAACAUUCCGACGUGGUGGAAGGGAUCCCGGAGGUCGCCCAUCACGGCCCUCCACCUUACGCAGGCCGCCUUACCGGGACAAUCAGUGGAACCCAAGGCAGGCUGAAGUCCCUAAACCAGAAGAUGGGGAGCUACCCAGAAGACAUGAGCAAUUUAUCCCUAUCCCUGCAGACAAACGGCCUCCAAAGUUUGAGCGAAAAUUUGACCCAGCUAGAGAAAGGCCCCGGAGGCAGCGUCCUACACGACCACCAAGGCAAGAUAAGCCUCCUAGGUUUCGGCGACUAAGAGAGAGGGAGGCUGCUUCUAAAACAAAUGAGGUAACAGUGCCCACAAAUGGCACAGUUAACACUGUGACUCAAGAACCAGUCAGUACCACUGCUGGGGAUGUUUCUGGGAAUAAGACACCAGACCUAUCCAAUCAGAAUUCUUCAGAUCAGGCAAAUGAAGAGUGGGAAACAGCUUCGGAAAGUAGUGAUUUCAAUGAGAGGCGUGAGAGGGAUGAGAAAAAAAAUGCUGAUUUGAAUGCACAAACAGUUGUAAAGGCUGGAGAGAAUGCCUUAACUCCAAAGAGGGAAAUUGCAAAAAGAAGUUUUUCCAGUCAGAGACCUGGGGUAGAUCGCCAGAAUCGGCGCACCAACAAUGGUCCACCCAAAUCAGGAAGGAAUUUUUCAGGUCCUAGAAAUGAAAGAAGAAAUGGCCCACCAGCAAAAAGUGGAAAGAGAGGCGCAUUUGAUGACCAGUCUUCAGGCACAACUGGUGUUGACCCUCACAAUGGCGGCUCAGCACAUCACCAGGAAGGAGCACCCAAUGGUACAGGACAAAAGAAUUCCAAAGAUACAGGGAAAAAAAGAGAAGAUCCCAAGCCAGGUCCUAAAAAGCCCAAAGAAAAAGUAGAUGCUCUCUCACAAUUUGACCUCAACAAUUAUGCAAGUGUUGUUAUAAUUGAUGACCACCCUGAAGUAACAGUGGUUGAAGAUCCUCAGUCAAAUUUGAAUGAUGAUGGUUUCACUGAAGUGGUAUCCAAAAAACAACAAAAACGUUUACAGGAUGAAGAGCGCCGGAAGAAAGAAGAACAAAUCAUACAGGUCUGGAACAAAAAGAAUAUAAAUGAAAAGGGAAGAAAUCAAACAUCAAAGCUUCCUCCAAGAUUUGCCAAAAAACAGACUACUGGGACCCAGCAAACACCAGUUCCAGCUUCAGCCUCACCCUCAACUACAGUCCCAGGCUCAACCUCAGCCCCAGUUCUAUCCUCAAACUCAACUCCAAUUGUCGCAUCAACAUUAGCUUCAGUUCCACCAUCAACCUCAGCUCCAGUUCUAGUCUCAGCCUCAGCUCCAGUUCCAACCUCAGCCUCACCCUUAUCCCCAGUUCCAGCCUCCACUUCAGCCAUAGCCACAGCCUCUUCCUCAGUCCCAGCCCCAAUUCCAGCCCCAGUUCCAGGUCCAGCCCCAACCCCUAUCCUUGCCUCAGUCUCAGCCCCAGCCACAGUCCCCAUCCUUGCCUCUGCCCCAACCUCGCUUCCCAUCCUUGCUUCAGCCCUAGCACCAGCUUCGACUCCAGCUCCAGCUCCAACAGUAUCAGCCCCAACUGCCUCAACUGUUUCAGCUCCAUCAGCUCCAACCACCUCUAUCCCACUUACCCCAACCUCGGCUCCAACCCCAACUUCAACCGCUCAAGCUCAGACUCAGGCACAGACUCCCAAACAAGUCCAACAUUCACUGCAGACUUCAAAACAGCCACCACCUUCAAUAAGGCUGCCUUCAGCUCAGACACCCAGUGGUACAGAUUAUGUAAGCACAGGAAAAUCCAUCCAGAACUCGCAGUCCCAUGGUACUCUUUCAGCUGAAUUGUGGGAUAGUAAGGCAGCCCCACCUGCUGUACUGAAUGACAUCCCUAAGAAAUUAGGUCCUAUUAGUCCACCACAGCCACCAUCUGUCAGUGCAUGGAAUAAGCCCUUAACAUCAUUUGGAACAGCAACUUCUCCAGAGGGACCGAAGAAUGGUCAAGAAAGUGGAGUUGAAAUAGGAAUUGAAACGAUUCAGUUUGGUGCUCCAGCUUCGAAUGGUAAUGAAAAUGAAGUUGUUCCUGUGCUUUCUGACAAAACUACUGACAAAAUAGCUGAACCCAAAGAGCAACGACAGAAGCAGCCUCGAGCAGGUCCUAUCAAAGCUCAGAAGCUUCCAGAUUUGAGCCCAGUCGAAAGCAAAGAACACAAACCCGGUCCCAUUGGAAAGGAGCGUUCAUUAAAAAAUAGAAAAGUGAAAGAUAUCCAGCAGGUGGAGCCAGAAGGACAAGAGAAGCCAAGCCCUGCUACAGGUAGAAGCACAGAUCCAGCACCAACAAAGGAAACCAAAGCCGUCCCAGAAAUGUCUACUGAAAUAGGAACAAUGAUUUCAGUAUCAUCUACAGAAUUUGGCACCAGUGCAAAGGAGUCCGUAACAGACUACACUACACCUUCUUCUUCUCUGCCUAACACUGUGGCUACUAAUAAUGCAAAGAUGGAGGAUUCUUUGGUUAAUAAUGUGCCCCUGCCUAACACCCUUUCCCUCCCUAAGAGGGAGACUAUCCAACAGAGCUCCAGCCUCACUUCAGUUCCUCCCACUACUUUCAGUCUCACCUUCAAGAUGGAGUCUGCACGCAAGGCAUGGGAGAAUUCUCCAAACGUGCGGGAAAAGGCAUCUCCAGUAACUUCCACAGCACCUCCCAUCGCAAGUGGAGUCAGUAGUGCCAGUGGACAAAGCACUAAUUAUAAUUCAUUCUCCAGUGCAUCAGUGCCUCAGAUUCCUGUGGCCUCGGUCACUCCUACAACGUCAUUAUCAGGAGCUGGUACAUACACUACCUCUUCUUUGAGUACAAAAUCUACAACCACAUCUGACCCGCCUAACAUUUGUAAAGUGAAGCCCCAGCAGUUACAGACCAGCAGCCUGCCUUCUGCAAGUCAUUUUUCACAGUUAAGCUGCAUGCCUUCCCUUAUUGCUCAGCAACAACAGAGUCCACAGGUCUACGUGUCUCAGUCUGCAGCAGUAACCCAAAUCCCAGCUUUCUACAUGGACACAAGUCAUUUAUUCAAUACCCAGCAUGCACGAUUGGCUCCACCAUCCUUGGCUCCGCAGCAAGGCUUCCAACCAGGUCUUUCUCAGCCGACUUCAGUCCAGCAGAUCCCCAUCCCUAUUUAUGCACCAUUGCAAGGACAACAUCAAGCUCAACUGAGUCUAGGAGCUGGGCCUGCUGUUUCCCAAGCUCAGGAAUUAUUCAGUUCUUCACUUCAACCAUAUAGAUCUCAACCAACCUUUAUGCAAAGCAGUCUGUCCCAGCCAUCUAUGGUUCUGUCUGGAACUGCCAUUCAUAAUUUUCCAGCAGUCCAACACCAGGAACUCGCCAAGGCACAAUCCGGUCUUGCCUUUCAACAAACUUCAAACACUCAGCCUAUUCCAAUCUUGUACGAACAUCAGCUGAGUCAGGCGUCAGGACUAGGAGGUUCCCAACUAAUUGACACGCAUAUCCUCCAGGCUAGAGCAAAUCUUACCCAGGCUUCAAAUCUAUAUUCUGGACAAGUACAACAGCCUGGUCAGACAAAUUUUUAUAACACUGCCCAGUCACCGAGUGCUCUCCAGCAGGUAAACUAUGGCAUGGUUACAGUACCUUUGCCAGGCUCCCAGCUUUCCUUGCCUAAUUUUGGAUCAACAGGGCAACCUCUAAUUGCUUUGCCUCAGACUCUUCAGCCCCCAUUACAGCAUACCACUGCGCAGGCUCAGGCCCAGAGCCUGAGUCGUCCUGCGCCAGUAAGCCAGCCUUUCAGAGGAUUAAUCCCUGCAGGGACUCAGCAUAGCAUGAUCGCAACUACAGGAAAAAUGUCAGAAAUGGAACUAAAAGCCUUUGGAAGUAGCAUUGAUAUUAAACCAGGCACACCGCCAAUCAGCGGGAGAAGCACCACACCAACAUCCAGUCCCUUCCGGGCUGCUUCCACGAGUCCGAACAGUCAGUCCAGCAAAAUGAGCAGCAUUGUCUAUCAGAAGCAGUUCCAGGCAGCUCCUGCCACUGUGAGAAUGACACAGCCGUUCCCUACACAGUUUGCACCCCAGAUUCUCUCUCAGCCUAACCUGGUCCCUCCAUUGAUAAGAGCCCCACAUACUAACACCUUCCCAGCGCCUGUUCAGAGGCCACCAAUGGCACUGGCCAGUCACAUGCCUCCUCCGCUGACCACAGGCCUCAUGAGCCAUGCUCGGUUGCCACAUGUAGCCAGGGGUCCUUGUGGAUCACUCUCUGGAGUCAGAGGUAAUCAGGCCCAGGCUGCGUUGAAGGCUGAACAAGACAUGAAGGCAAAACAGAGAGCAGAGGUUCUUCAGUCCACACAACGGUUCUUCUCUGAACAGCAACAGAGCAAACAAAUAGGAGGCAAAGCCCAGAAAGUGGACAGUGAUUCAAGCAAACCUCCUGAAACACUGACCGACCCUCCUGGUGUCUGUCAGGAAAAAGCAGAAGAAAAGCCACCCCCUACACCCACCAUGGCCACCAAACCUGUUAGAACUGGACCAAUCAAACCUCAGGCAAUCAAAACUGAAGAAACAAAAUCAUAAGGCUAUGGUGUAUUGCAGGGGAUGGGGGAGG